AUGGCUCCAGGGAGUGCGAACAAGCGUAAGCGGCUGGACCGUCAAUUCACUCACGAAGAUGGAGGUCGACCGUCCCCUCAUCGCCCAGAAAACUUGAGCAUGGCUCAGCGGAUGGAGCAUGGUGGAGGUCCCAGGAGGGGCGGAGGCGGUGGCAGGAGGCAGAGUAGGCAGUCAAAUCCUGCGGAUGGCGUGAAUGCGGUACCGGUUGUUCCACGCAACGCGCUAUCACCACCGGCGCCAUCACGGACACCACUCCAGGUUGCCACACCAAGCGCAGAAAUAUCAAGAAACAGUACGCCGCUUCCACCAACAGCCGUGUCCGCACUGCCGCCCGCGGAAGAGAUGCCAAUGGAGCCACCCGCGCCAUAUGCCUACGACGUGAUUACAGACGCGAUGAUUCCUGUUUGGCAGGAGAAUGGGAAGCAGUCCGUGCUCGAUACGUUGAAAGAUGCCGAUGAGCUUGGAUUGAACACAGUACUGCAGGAGCUGGUGCGGUCUGGCCUAGACGGCCGGCUAGAGGCUGUAGAGGUCGGACGGGAGAUACAGCAAGUCAUAUCAGAGUUACAGAGCGACGAUUUGGAUGCACAGACUUCUUUCCUUAACACGAUAUCACUGCUCGAUGAAGCUGACACGCAAAACCCUGCGCUUCUUGCUAUGCUGGUCACGACCGAGAUUGACGCGGAACUCGUAAGGCAGAACCUGGACGUCCCACUCCUUACGACGCUUUCGCUGGUCCGUCAGUCAUUCAAUCAGAUACGGGCGCGAAAGACAACGAACCUACUGUACCGUCAAGCGAACUUUAACUUGCUGCGAGAGGAAACCGAAGGGUACGCCAAGCUUCUCACGGAGUAUUUCAACGUUGCCGAGGAGUCGAACAAGACCACGAAUCCGGCCAUCGCUGAAGAUGCGUUCCAACGCAUCAUGGCACUUGUCGGCGCAUUCGAUUUGGACGUGGGAAGAGUCUUGGACAUCACCUUGGACAUUAGUGCCAACCUGCUGGUUAAGGCGUACCCGUUUUUCAUCAAGUUCUAUCGUUGCAGCUCCUGGUGGCCGGAUGGCGGCAAUUUGGACAGUGUUCGAUGGGAAGACGACGGCUUCAACACCUUCCCCGCCUGGGCAUUACCGGGAUCGGGACGAGUGGGGCCCUCCGACAACGAGAAGAGCGAGCUUGUUAGCUCGAUCCAAUCGCGAGACAAGCGGUUUUGGGAGCAAGUUCGCGAAAAGGGCAUUCAAGCUUUCUACGAGCUAGGCGCUCGAAGGAUUGUCGACUUCGACUCCGUCGUCGAGCAGUUGUCUAUUGAUGCACAGCCGGAGCUCGAUUCGCGUGGCAAAGAGAUCACUGAAGAUCGGAGAAAGCGUGCCAACGAGAAUCGCAAAUACAUGCGCGAAACCGGGGUACUACCGGCACCAGGCAAUUCGGACGCCGCGCAACUGCUUGGCUUCAAGCUGCGCUUCUACGCUUCGCCAGCCCGUGAUCCUGACGAUGUCAUGCCCGAUAACUUAAUACACUUUGCUGCAUUGCUCAUCAAGACCGGCUUUGUCUCCCUACGCGACCUGUACCCGCAUUUACACCCGCCAGACGAGAAAAUGGAGGAUGAGCGUGCGAGGCUUGAAGAGGAAAAGACAGAGAAGGAAGCGAGAGCUAAGCCAGGCGGAGGCCCAAACGCACUUGCAAUGGCCUCUGCCUUGACUGACGACACUCUGCCCGUCGCGCGUGGGCUGCGGAGCGAGAAAGAUCGUAGCGGAGGAGCAACGCCGAAGCCUGCGCAGAAGGAAGAUGCGACAGCAGACCCAUUACAGUCUCCGCCAAACCAAAAGAUCGGUUUACUGAAGGCGCUCUUGGCCUUAGGAGCGAUACCCGAGGCGCUCUACAUCCUUGGCCGCUUCCCUUGGCUUUUGGAUGUGGACACUACGCUUCCGCCGUAUCUGCACCGUAUCGUCAGGCAUAUGCUGCUUAAAGUUUCCGACACCGUCCGACCGCUUGCCACUCGUCCAGGCGUCGGUGAAGGCCGCCAGCAGCUCAACGAUACCGCUGCGAAGUCUGAUGGACCGCAGACAUUCGUUCCGAGAGCACCUAAGCUACCUACGAAAUGGCUAGGUCUUGAAGAAGUGUCAGAGAGAGACGGCUCAAGAUACCGGUACUACUAUACUCAAUGGGCUGAUAACCUGCCGCUCUGCCAGACUUUGGACGAUGUCUUCCUCCUGUGCGACUCUCUUGUCGCCUUCCUUGGAGUCAAGAUAGGCCAGGACACCGCCAUAUUGGGCACACUCGUCAGGCUGGCUAGGAACGAUCUGGCAGAAGACGGUUCGGAGAGCAAUCGCGCCCGUUGGCUCGAGCUCAUGAAGCGUCUCCUUGUACCGGCGCUCAGCUUGAGCAAGCACAAUCAAAGUCUCAGUGACGAGAUUUACCAGCUGCUUAUGCUCUACCCCAUCACUGCUCGAUACGAGAUCUACGCAGAGUGGUUCACUGGCAAAACAUCUCGCCUAGCUGAUAUUAAGGUUGCAUUUGAUCACAACAAAGCCGAAGUCAAAGACGUACUUCGCCGCGUCUCAAACGAGAACGUUAAGAGCCAGUCUCGUGCACUUGGCAAGGUGUCGUACUCUUCGCCUGGAGUUCUGAUAAUGUUCAUGAUCAACCAGCUGGAAACGUACAGCAACAUGAUUCCGGCUAUGGUGGAGUGCACAAAGUAUUUCUCCAAACUGGCAUUUGACGUGCUGAUCUGGUGCUUGAUCAAUUCGCUCAGUGGACAGGGUAGGGAUCGGAUGCAGGCGGACGGCAUGCUUACCAGUCCAUGGCUACAAGCGUUGUCGCAGUUUGUCGCAUCGCUGUUCCAUCGCUACUCCAACAUAAACCCCUCGCCCGUUCUCCAAUACCUUGCAUCAGAGCUGCGCGCCGGCAACUCCACCGACCUUGAAAUGUUCGAGCAAGUGCUGGGAGAGAUGGCCGGCAUUCGAGCGGAUGUGGAGUUCAACGACAACCAGGUGUAUAACAUGGCUGGCGGCGAGAACCUGCGCGCCUAUGUCAUGCAACAACUUGGCGAUACUCGACAUGCAAGAAAAGCUCAAGCUAGGCGUCUGAUCAAGGCUCUUGCUGAACCUGGCCUAAUUGGCCAAACCCUCAUUGCUAUUGCGCAGGAGAAGCAGAUGUACCCGCAUCAUGAAGCAUCAAAGUUCAUGCCUCUCAAGGUACUGGGCAACAAUCUUGACAAGAUACAGCAAGUCUUCACGCAGUAUCUCGAGGUGCUCCGAACGAACCUCAAGCCGGAAGAGUUCGAAACUGCUGUGCCCGAUGUAGUGAGUCUUGUUGGAGACUUCAAGCUGGCCCCAGGUAUUGCAUUCACUAUCUGCCGUUCAGUGAUUGCGCACAGGAUGGCAGCAGAGGACUCGCGGAAACUAGAGGCGUCAAGGAAGAAUAGAGCGAGUCAUGGAAAAGCGCAGGUCAACGGUGAAGUGGAAAUGCAAGACGCGGACGCUCAGCCGGCUAGCGGGGCUGAGCAGGCAGCUGAGGAGAAGCCUGCCAUCAAUGGCGAAUUCCAUGAGCAUGCCGUUACGGAGGCGGAAGCACAGAUCGCGGCAAAGCCGAUGCCAAAUGGCGUUCACGAUCAGCAGUCAUCACCAUGGCACCCAGUCCUGCAGCCCCUCAUUGAUCGUUUACCUACUGUCACUGGCAAUCUCGCUGAUCGCGUCAGCAUACCAUUCUUCGUUACUUUCUGGACUCUGUCGCAGUCUGACAUCUUCACAAACUUCACCGAUGUCUACAAGUUCGAGAUAAAGCGUUUGGACGAUGAGAUUAAGGUCAUCAGCCGUGAUCGCGGAGACAGAUCGACUGCAGCCACGAGCGAGCGCAGCCGCAAGGUGAAGGCGCUCACGGAGGUGCACAGUCACUUGAAUGCCGAAGUCAAGAAUCAGCUGAGCGACUAUAUGAAGCUUAGCGGCCGGCUCAGUCGUCAAGAAAAGGCGCACUGGUUUGCGCGCUCAAGAAACCGGCCGGAAUUGGAGCAGAGGCAUACAGCACUGCUUCAGGAGUGCUUCAUUCCCCGUGCGCUGAUGUCGUCGCUGGACGCUCAUUAUAGUUACAUGAUGCUGCGAAUGCUGCACGACAAGAGCGCGCCGGGUUUCAGCACGCUUAUCUUGAUUGACCGGCUUAUGCAGAAGCAGGAGCUAGCGGCCAUUAUCUCUCAGUGCACCGGACAAGAAGCGCAACACUUUGGUCGCUUCUUGAACGAGAUGCUUAAGAUGCUCGCUGAAUGGCAUGCAAGUAGGUCUGCCUACGAGCAGCAUGCACUGGGCAACCGUAAGGUCGCCGGCUUCGUCACUGGCCCUAUGGAUUACGGCGCGAGCCCUGACACGUGGACCUUCAUGGAUUACGAGCUUUACCGGCGUCAACUCACGAAUUGGCACACUGCCUUGUGUAAUGCGCUACAGCUCUGCUUCGAGUCCCGGGAGUAUAUGCACAUACGUAAUGGCAUUCAUGUUCUCAAAGCAGUCGUAGGCGUCUUCCCGGCGCUGACGUUCCAAGGCAAGGCACUGAUUGCCGCGGCGGAGAAGAUCUCGAAGGAAGACUCGAGGCAGGAUCUCAAGCUGAUGGCUUUGAGCUUACUAGGUCCGCUCAAGACACGUGAGAAAGCUUGGGUUAUGCCUCAAGCGUUCCGCCUCGCCGUUGCGUCCAAGGAGGGUGAAUCUGCAAGUCGAGCAGCAAGCGUGAAGCCAGAGACGCCCAUGCCUGAAGAUGCCACGCCGAAGCUAAAUGCUGCUGCUCCUGAGUUCAAGCCCAGCGCUCAAGCACUGACGACCAACGGUGUGGUCAAAAAGGAGUCCCUCGCUGGUGUAGAAGAUGGAGAAGUGGAGGAAGAGAAG
This is a messenger RNA of Baudoinia panamericana UAMH 10762, 4857 nucleotides long. RefSeq lists its product as uncharacterized. Gene Ontology annotation, molecular function: mRNA binding. The record is from RefSeq and is a predicted model, not a curated record. The transcript has a single exon. Gene Ontology annotation, cellular component: THO complex part of transcription export complex. Lineage: Eukaryota; Fungi; Ascomycota; Dothideomycetes; Mycosphaerellales; Teratosphaeriaceae. The annotation marks the transcript as partial. Gene Ontology annotation, biological process: mRNA export from nucleus; mRNA processing.